Molecule: messenger RNA, 857 nt
Organism: Aspergillus sclerotioniger CBS 115572
Lineage: Eukaryota; Fungi; Ascomycota; Eurotiomycetes; Eurotiales; Aspergillaceae
Product: carbonic anhydrase
Exons: 2
Coding region: 37-720 (227 amino acids)
Biological process (GO): cellular response to carbon dioxide; carbon utilization; cellular response to oxidative stress
Cellular component (GO): cytoplasm
Molecular function (GO): zinc ion binding; carbonate dehydratase activity
Source: RefSeq, a predicted model, not a curated record
ACACACAAUCACACACCCCUCCCUCCAUCCAUUGAAAUGGCUUCGUCUAAACAAACUCAGGACACCAUUCCAGAGUGUCUCAAGCACUCCCAUAACCGGGUGUUUGAGAACAAUCGCGCCUGGGUAGCUGCCAAGAAGCAAGAGGACCCCUCCUUUUUCGAGAAACUGAAUGCCGGCCAAAGUCCCGAAUAUUUGUACAUCGGAUGCAGCGACAGUCGGGUGCCCGCCAAUGAGAUCAUGGGCCUGGAGGCAGGCGAGGUCUUCGUUCACCGCAACAUCGCCAACCUGGUCCCCAACACCGACCUCAACGUCAUGUCCGUCAUCAACUACGCCGUGCGUCACCUGAAGGUCAAGCACAUCGUUGUCUGCGGCCACUACCAGUGCGGUGGGGUUCAGGCCGCCCUCACCUCCUCUGACCUGGGGCUGCUGAACCCCUGGUUGCGCAACAUCAGGGACGUGUAUCGCUUGCAUGAGCGGGAGCUGGAUGCAAUCAAGGAUACAACGGCCCGGUACAAGCGUCUGAUCGAGCUGAACGUGGUCGAGUCGUGCCGGAACAUCAUCAAGACUGCCGCCGUGCAGCAGAGCUUCCACGAGAACAAGUUCCCCAUUGUGCACGGGUGGAUCUUUGACAUGGAGACUGGGCUGCUUCGGGAUUUGGAAAUUGAUUUUGAGGACACAUUGCGUGAUAUUAAGAAGAUUUACAAUCUGGCUCCGGUUUAAGGGUGGUCAUGUGCUAAUACACCACGGGGAUAUACAAAUUCAAUCCACGUAUAGAUGGUUUCAGCCUCCAUAUCUUUCAUCUGUACAUGGCAUAGAACAAUACACGGUUAAUUGCCACUCAUAGCUUUUUGACCACG